CGAAAGAUGGCUGACAUUUUUAAGUCUGUGUUUGGUGAGAAAUUGGUGACAAAAUUUCUUUUUGAGAGUGAUUUCUCUGAUGACCCCAUGCUUCCUUCUCCUUGGCAAUUAAGGAAAAAAGUGCUACUGAAAAACAAGAAACUCAAAGCACACCAAACUCCUGUGGACAUUUUGAAGCAAAAGGCUCAUCAACUUGCCAACAUGCAAGCACAGGCCAGCAAUGGUACCCAGGUCUUGAAUACCAGCACUACAAAUGAAGAAGAGGAGGAUGAUGAAGACGAUUAUGAUUAUGACUAUGAAUCACUCUCAGAUGAUAAUAUUCUGGAUGACCGUCCUGAAAGCAAACCAUGCAGUGACAAACUACAAUUUGAGUAUAAUGAGGAGGGAUCCAAGCGUAUCAAGAAGACUGAUGGCAACAGUGUUAACAACAAAGGAAAGGUCUAUGAUAUGGAACUGGAUGAAGAGUUUUAUCUGCCUCAGAACAAGAAAGAAAGUAGACAAAUUGCACCAGAACUAUCAGACCUUAUCAUCUAUUGCCAAGCUGUAAAGUUCCCUGGCCUUACAACGUUAAAUCCUUGUGGAUCUGGCAGAGGAAAGGAAAGGAAAAGCAGGAAGUCCAUUUUUGGCAACAAUCCUGGUAGAACAAGUCCCGGGGAAACAACAACACUGGCCAAAACAUCUGGAAGAGGCAUAACCGACACAAGGCAGAGUUGGGAGGAGCCAUGCUCACCUCCAUUCAAUCCAAGUACUUCGCUGAGUGCCAUUAUCCGGACUCCUCGAUGUUACCACGUCUCAUCACUGAAUGAAAAUGCUGCUAAGCGUCUAUGUAGACGUUAUUCACAAAAGUUGAUUCAGCACACUGCUUAUCAACUGUUAAGAACGUAUCCAGCUGCUACACGCAUUGACUCUUCAAAUCCACAUCCUCUUAUAUUUUGGCUUCAUGGAAUACAAUUGGUUGCCCUAAACUACCAAACAGAUGAUCUCCCUAUGCAUUUGAAUGCUGCCAUGUUUGAAUCAAAUGGCGGUUGUGGAUAUGUGGUAAAGCCACCUGUGCUAUGGGAUAAGGGAUGUCCAAUGUACCAGCUAUUUUCCCCCUUGGACCGAGAUUUAGAGAGCAUGGAACCUGCAAUAUAUUCCUUGUCUAUUGUCUCAGGACAAAAUGUCUGUCCAAGCAACAGUACAGGAAGUCCUUGUAUCGAGAUUGAUGUGCUUGGUAUGCCUGUAGACAGUUGUCAUUUUCGAACUAAACCCAUCCAUCGCAAUACUUUAAACCCU
Molecule: messenger RNA, 1275 nt
Organism: Staurois parvus
Lineage: Eukaryota; Metazoa; Chordata; Amphibia; Anura; Ranidae
Source: the annotation of a GenBank genome assembly